CCGCGCCCGCCUGGCCGCUCCCCGGAGCGCGCAGCGGCUCCGGCCUCCCGCUGGGGCAGAAGGCGGGAGGCGGCUGGCGGCAGCUCCCCGGCACCCCCGCUCCGCCAUGGCUUUCGCCAAUUUCCGCCGCAUCCUGCGCCUCUCUACCUUCGAGAAGCGGCGCUCCAAGGAGUACGAGCACGUCCGCCGUGACCUGGACCCCGGCGAGGUGUGGGAGGUGGUGGGGGAGCUGGGCGACGGAGCCUUUGGCAAGGUCUACAAGGCGAAGAAUAAGGAAACUGGCGCCUUAGCGGCUGCCAAAGUCAUUGAAACAAAGAGCGAAGAUGAACUGGAGGAUUACAUGGUGGAGAUCGAAAUACUGGCGACCUGCAAUCACCCACACAUUGUCAAGCUGCUGGGAGCAUUUUACUGGGAAGGCAAGCUCUGGAUCAUGAUUGAGUUCUGCCCAGGCGGAGCAGUGGAUGCCACCAUGCUGGAGCUGGACCGCGGCCUGACCGAACCUCAGAUCCAAGUGAUCUGCCGCCAGAUGUUGGAAGCUCUCCAUUACCUCCACAGCAAAAAGAUCAUCCACCGUGACCUGAAGGCAGGCAAUGUGCUCCUCACUCAGGAUGGGGACAUCAAGCUUGCUGACUUUGGAGUGUCUGCCAAAAACGUGAAGACCUUGCAGAAGCGAGACUCUUUCAUCGGGACCCCAUACUGGAUGGCCCCGGAGGUGGUGAUGUGCGAGACCAUGAAGGACACUCCGUACGACUACAAGGCAGACAUCUGGUCCCUGGGCAUCACACUGAUCGAGAUGGCCCAGAUCGAGCCACCUCAUCACGAGCUCAACCCCAUGAGAGUCCUGCUGAAGAUUGCCAAGUCUGACCCCCCUACUCUCAGCUGCCCUUCCAAAUGGUCCCUGGAGUUCAGAGAUUUCCUGAAAACAGCGCUGGACAAGAACCCAGAGACCCGUCCCAGUGCUGCCCAGCUGCUGGAGCAUCCCUUUGUCAGCAAGGUGACGAGCAACCGGGCCCUGCGUGAGCUGGUGGCUGAGGCCAAGGCUGAGGUGAUGGAAGAGAUUGAGGAGAGCCGGGAUGAAGCAGAAGAUGACUCAUCAGAGUCUGCCUCCCCCCCUGGUAAGCACAAGCGGGACCCCUCUGAGGCAAGUCAGCUGAGUUUUGAUGGGGAGAAACCUCUGGACUCUUCCUUACCCAAGGCAGUGAAUGGAUCUGUGGGGACUGGCAAGGCAACCACAGAUGGACAGAGCAAUAAAGUCUUGGAUGAGGCAAUGAACAGUGACAGUGACAAACUGGAGAGCAAGCACUCCACAAAACCCCUUGUUAGCUCGGCCACCUCAGCCACCCAAAGCAAGCCAGACCUCAUCUCUCAGCCUGGACAGCUGGGUAAUUCAACAGAAGGGGACCAGCAUCCCAGGCCAGGCAGCAAAGAGAGGAAGAGCAUUGGGGAGCGCCCAGAGAGCAGCCACCUGGAAAACUUCAUAGAGGAGAAGCAUGCCAAUGGCAGCGUGGAUCCCUCAGCUUCAUUCCCUGGCAGUCGGUCCAAAGAGGGCUCAGAUUCUGGCAGCACCUCAGCCUCUGAAAGCAUGGACCUCACCAUCUCCCUGUCUGCUGACUUGUCUCUCAACAGAGAGAGUGGCUCCAUCUCCCUGAAGGAUUCCCAGAUGCACAAGAAGACUCUGAAGCGCACCCGCAAGUUUGUGGUGGAUGGAGUAGAGGUCAGCGUCACCACCUCAAAGAUCAUCAGUGAGGAUGAGAAGAAGGAUGAAGAGAUGAGAUUUCUCAGGCGCCAGGAGCUGCGGGAGCUGCGUCUGCUUCAGAAGGAGGAGCACCGAAACCAGGCCCAGCUCAACAGCAAACACCAACUGCAGCUGGAGCAGAUGCUCAGGCGCUUCGAGCAAGAAAUGGUGACAAAGAAGAAGUUCUACGACAAUGAACUGGAAAACCUGGAACGGCAGCAGAAGCAGCAGAUUGAGAAGAUGGAACAAGAUCAUGCCCUGCGCCGGCGGGAGGAGGCCAAGCGCAUCCGCCUGGAGCAGGAGCGGGACCAUGUCAAAUUCCUGGAGCAGCUCAAGCAGAUGAAGAAGGAGGUUAAGAAUGAAGUUGAGAAGCUGCCGCGGCAGCAGCGCAAAGGGAACAUGAAGGCUAAGAUGGAUGACUUUGCCCAGAAAAAGCAAACCAUGGAGCAGGAGUUUUUGGCCAAGCAGAAGGAGGACCUGGAGCUGGCCAUGAAGAAUAUAAUUGCCCAGAACAAAAAGGAGAUCUGUGACAAGGAACGCGAGUGUCUGAACAAAAAGCAGCAGCUCAUGAGAGACCGGGAGGCAUGCAUCUGGGAUCUUGAAGAGCAUCAGCAACAGGAGAAACACCAGCUCAUCAAGCAGCAGCUGAAGGACCAGUAUUUUCUCCAGAGGCAUGAGCUGCUCCGGAAACAUGAGAAGGAGCGGGAGCAAAUGCAGCGAUACAACCAGCGCAUGCUGGAGCAGCUGAGAGUUCGGCAGCAGCAGGAGAAAGCUCGGCUCCCCAAAAUCCAGCGCAGCGAGGGCAAGACGCGCAUGGCCAUGUACAAGAAGAGCCUCCACAUCCACUCCAGCGGGAGCGCAGCUGAGCAGCGGGAGAAGAUAAAACAGUUUGCACAGCAGGAAGAGAAGAGGCAAAAAGCAGAACGGCUGCACCAGCAGCAGAAGCAUGAGACACAGAUGAAGGACAUGCAGGCCCAGUGUGAAAGCAACACAAACGAGCUCCAGCAGCUGCAGAAUGAAAAGUGUCACCUCUUGAUUGAGCAUGAAACCCAGAAGCUUAAGUCCUUGGAUGAGAAUCACAACCAGCACAUGAAGGAGUGGCGAGACAAGCUGAGGCCACGGAAGAAGGCCCUGGAGGAUGAGCUGAACCAGAAGAAGCGUGAACAGGAGAUGUUCUUCAAGCUGAGUGAGGAGGCAGAUGGACAGAUGCCAGCAUCCCCCACCAAACAUGCCAAGUUUGUCCCAUUCAGCUCUGCAGAGACCUUGUAACACCCUGCAGCUGGCAGGCCACCAGCUGGUACUUGCUGUGUCCUCUUGGGCUGCAAAUAGGUGAUUUGGACGAUCAUCUUGGCGGCCUCUUACAACAGCAUCCUCCUGUCCCAUCACCCUCUCUGGGAUAAGCAGGACCUCUGUUCUGUGCUGGGGGAUGCUGAUUAGAAGUUUCAGUGGCUUUUCCAGGAGCUGGCCUGCUCAGCACAGCUCCAGGCUGGAAAGCCAGGCAGGACCCUUUCUGCCUUAGUACUUGCACUGUUAGCUGAUCCCAUUGCCUCUCACGUGAGCCUGGUGCUCACUGGAUUUAUCAACUCACACUGAAGCAGUAACCUCUCUGAGCAGGAGAAACAGGUGAUGGCUCCUGCUCUCUGUGCAUGGUUUCUCAGCCUUUCUUUCCACUGUGGCUGUUCCUGCUCCUCUGUAAGGACCAGGCAGCUUUGGCAUUGCCUGAGGCUAAACCUGUCUGUGUGCCCCUCCAGCACUUGCCUUCUUGCCUUAAAUUUAUUUCUGUCUACCGUGGCCCUUUUUUGCUCAAGGGAGAGGCAGUGAUUUGGAUGUUUCCUACCUUCGAGGAGGAAGGGUUGGGAUUUUUCUUUUCUCUUCCUCCCCAUACAGACUAUGCAGAAAGGGGACUGGCUGCCUGUUCUUCCAAAGAGUCUGCUGCUUCGUUUGCCAUGACUGCUGUCACCACAGUCCCUCUGGCACCUAGUUAACAUUAUCUUAUCAGAGGCAGGGCUACAGCGUAAUUAAACUGUUCAGCUGGCUGCAGGCUUUUGUCUCUUGGAGGAGUGGCUGUGCAGAGACAGAAGUUGAGGUUUGUAAUGGUGCACAGUGCUGUGGUGACAGUGAGCUGUUGGUCACAGUCAUGCCUUCUGGUAGGGAUGAGUGGGGGGCUGAAGCUGUUACUGCCAGAGCUCUCAUGAUCACACACAUGCCUGUGAUUAUUUUUUUUUAAGUGAUACAUGUGUGGACCAGGUGGGUCAGUCAGCUUGGCCACUGCAGUUGGGAUUAUGGGCUGGAAGGGAUGAAGAAGUCUUGAAACAAGUAAUGCAAGGGAAGAAGAGAUGCAAGGACAGGUUAUGGAGGCUUGUUUCUCGCAGCAUCACUUUCUCCACUGAUGUUUUAUGUCCUUGCAGUAUGCCAAAGUUUCUGGCUCUAAGCUCAGAGUCACACUGCAGAGCAGCAGAGCCACAGCAGGUUAAGCCCUCUGUCCUUUCUUCUCCAUGGUGGUGUGUCUCAGUUGGGCUGCCCUCCUCCUGCAUUAGGGCAGUGGCUGACCUGCUGAGUGGGACCCAGAACACAGACCUGAGUGGGAACACACCACUCACUGGGCAGCACUUUCUUUACACAACCAAAAGGUGUAAGGUAGCACUUAAGUUUUCUGCUCUUUUAAUCUCUGGACAACAUUGUUUAGUUUAAUCCUGCUUCCCUAGCAAGAAAAAAAUGUUUAUGCUUAAAAAUAAAAAUAAAGUUGUUAUUUUAAAGUCUCAUAUGUUGAUUUAGAGACAUACUGGCAUUUCAGGAAAAGGUGGUAUGUGAUGUGCUACACUUUCAGGUACCUAGCUGAAAGAGUCAGCCCUCCCCCCCAAAAAAAAACUCUUUAUCCAAGAAGUGUAUUUUUUACCCAUUUAGAGUUCAUAAUAUUUAUAAUCUUCCUGCACUAUUAAGACAUUUGGAACAUUCCAUUUUUUUUCUGAAUCCACACCAUUAAUGUCUCUAUCAAUAACAUAACCUAGAUGGACCUCUGAGGGCUGGCACCCUUUGCAAGCAGACUGCAUUGCAGCAUUUCAGUAACUAGCCUGUCCUCUCAGGGAGACUGCCUGUCCCAUCUCCAAAAGCACUGACUGUACCUGUCAGCUAGGAUAGUGCCAGGUUGGGAGCUGGUGUAGAAUUAAUGAAGGCAGAGGUUUGUUCCUCACCCAGGAGACUGCUGGUUUGAGCUUUUCAGUUGCAUUGGAAGCGUGUUACAGCAGCCCCAGGGAUUCUGUGCCUGGUCCCAUCGGGGUCAGGCUGGAGCUAUUCUGUGAAAUGGUUGUCACAGAAAUCAGCACCUGGUGCCUGUCUGCCAUGUGCUACAUGUGACUUGCAGAAAGAUGUCCUGCAGCAUCUUGCUCAUAACAUACAUCCUCCAGCUGAAGGGCACUGCUGCCUCCAACUGACACCUCCACCAGUCCAGGGAGUCAUCUCUCUCUGGAUAUUGUCCAGCCACGAUUAAGAAGACUCUUUCUGGGUGAGGGCUUUUAAAGAGCUGAUGUGAUGCCCCCAUGGUGUAUCGGUUGUCCAGUAGAUCUUAUUUGCAGCCUGGAGUUUGCUACCAACAGUUUUGUGUUUGCUAGCAGAGGGUAGGAAUGGGUUUGUCCUCUGCCCUUUCCCUGUUCUGUUCCCUCUCGGGGGGGCUAGAAGAGGGUGGGGGAGCAUCUUCUGACUGUCAUAUUUACAGGGUGAUUAUAUAGGUAUAUGAUUUUUUUCUUUACCGUUUCAAAAGAGGAUUUUUGUUGUUCCUGUUCAGAAGGAACCAUGAAUAAACCCAGCCUGAUGAGGGGUUUUUGGGGGGUUGGCAUUGGUUUAUGUUUUUUGACGGGGGGGGGAGGUGCCAUCUUUUUAAAUGUGGCUUUGAAUAAAAGUGAUUUUUGUAUUAUUUUGUAAAGUGCCUUCAGCGGGGCUGUGACUGUGAUGUAAAGACUAUUCUAAUAAAGUAACAGUAAGAACCGUG
Messenger RNA from Pogoniulus pusillus (Red-fronted tinkerbird), 5720 nucleotides. RefSeq names its product serine/threonine kinase 10 (gene STK10). The coding region runs from base 107 to 3004 and encodes 965 amino acids. The transcript has 19 exons. Gene Ontology annotation, molecular function: protein serine/threonine kinase activity; ATP binding. NCBI's taxonomy places the organism in Eukaryota, Metazoa, Chordata, Aves, Piciformes, Lybiidae. Gene Ontology annotation, biological process: protein phosphorylation. The record is from RefSeq and is a predicted model, not a curated record.